This is a messenger RNA of Lachancea nothofagi CBS 11611, 855 nucleotides long. NCBI's taxonomy places the organism in Eukaryota, Fungi, Ascomycota, Saccharomycetes, Saccharomycetales, Saccharomycetaceae. The record is from the annotation of a GenBank genome assembly.
AUGGAUAUACUCAAAAAUCGCUAUUUGGCAAUUCACUCUACAAAGCAUUAUACGCAGAUCUCGCCCGAAGAGGUUAUCACACUAUGGACUCAGCUGAAAGCAUUUCUUGGGGCUAGUGAUAGCUCAAUGACUGAGAUUGAGUACAUGUCUAUGACUCACAUGUUAUUCGACCUCUCAAUCUAUGUGAGCAAAGAUGUGGAGGCGGAGACAAUAUACAACACUUUUCGAGACCGGUUUGGUGCUAAUUCACCUUACUUAUUCGUCAUGCGAGCAUCAUUAAUGCAAGUGAACGAGGGUGAUCGCAAGGCCGAGGACUACCUCACUAAACUUCUGAGCGAAUACCUAGAACUCGAAACAGAUAUAGUAGGAUACCCUUUAGUGAGCAAGAAAUUGCUGGCGGUACAGCGGAAAUCGUUACCUAGAGAGAAGUAUAUGGCCAAAUUGCUGGAUUUGACUGAGAAGUUUCCCGUGGACGCGGAAAUAUGGUACGCUCUCGCAUUAGAGUACGCUACUUUGGGACAACUCGAAGAGGCAGCGUAUUGCUUGGAAGAAGUGCUGUGCAUCUCUCCCUUUAACUAUAUCGUCUUUGCACACCUCAGCGAAUUGCUCUAUUAUAGAGCUUCAAAAGAUUCCAAAAAUAGGGAAGCUUUGCUGCAACAAUCGCUUAAUAAUGCACUAAGAAGUGUAGAGCUUUCUGAAACUUUUGUCAAAGGAUGGGCUUUUGCUGGGAUGACCUCCAAACUAUUGAGUAAAUCUAAACUAUUAACGCUUUCGAAAGUAAAAUUGGAAGAAAUUACACGAAGAGGCAACGAAACCGACAAGGCUACAGCAAAAAAAAUUUUGGUUCAUUUAUAG